Messenger RNA from Stegastes partitus (bicolor damselfish), 6012 nucleotides. It is a transcript of the gene grid2ipa, whose product is annotated as glutamate receptor, ionotropic, delta 2 (Grid2) interacting protein, a. NCBI's taxonomy places the organism in Eukaryota, Metazoa, Chordata, Actinopteri, Pomacentridae. The record is from RefSeq and is a predicted model, not a curated record. The transcript is spliced from 23 exons. The coding region runs from base 1 to 6012 and encodes 2003 amino acids. Gene Ontology annotation, molecular function: protein binding. Gene Ontology annotation, biological process: regulation of DNA-templated transcription.
AUGAGGCGUUUCCUGAGCAGAAAGGGCCGCUUCUCCCUUCGCCAGAGCAAGUCUGGGACCCGGAGUGCCUCCAAAGAUUUCUACCUCGGCCUCCCAGCCACCAACCAGAACUGGCCAGAGGCUUUCGGCUUCCGACUGGGGGGCACUGGGCCCAGCUACAUCCUGUCAGUGGUGGAGGGCAGCAGUGCCUUCCUGGCCGGCCUGCAGCCCGGUGACCAGGUGGUGGACAUCGAGGGCCAGGAUGUGACCAACCUCAGCACACCGGCACUGAUCGCCCUUGCUCAGACUCUCAAGACGGUCCCACCCAGCAUCGGAGUGGUGUCACGGAUCGAACAGAUUGACAUCACCCCCGGCCCAGAUGGCCGUUUUGGCUUCACCAUCGUGGGAGAUAGCCCUCUGAUGGUUGAGGACUGCAUGCCCAGCGGCCCGGCCGGACGCAACGGCCUCAAGGCCGGGGACUACGUCAUGGAGGUCAACGGCAUCCCGGUGAAGCAUCAUGAAACUGCAGCAGCCAUGAUCAAAGCGGCUCAGGGUCGACCGCUGCGUCUGGGCGUGCUCAGUAUGGCCCGGCGGCCCAAGCGGCUGAGCAGCAGCAUGAGGGUUCUGUCGCAGAGCGGGGACAGCGUCCGGGAGAGUCGCGCCCACAAGGCCAUGGAGUUCAACAAAAAGGUGGAGGAGGUUCUAGGAGAGGAGCCAGAUGUGAAGGAGCAGCUGUUUGAGGUGCUGAAGCAGUACGCUGCUGAGAGGGAUGUGGAGAGUCUGGCCGAGGCCCUGCCCGACAUAUUGAUCACAGAGGAGCAUCAGCAGCUGAUUGACAGCGUCAGGAUCUUCAUUCCCAAGAAGCAUCGGGAGCGCUUUGACGAGGUGGUGUCCCAGAGCCUGAUGAGCCGGCUCAAGGGGCGGAGCUUCAGCGACCCCAGCCGCAACCACCUCCGCCGCAGCCGAAGUGAGGACCACCCCGAGCGCCUCCUGGUCUCCACGCGAGCCAGCUCAGUGCCACGCACCCACGCGGAGGAAGGCGUGGUCCCCCCAGCCCGAGGCAUGCGCAAGACCACCUCCCUCAUAGCUGGCCACUCCAGCGGCUCCACCACCAACUGCAGGACAGUGAGAGUGUGCAAAGGCAACAUGAGCUUUGGCUUCACGCUCAGAGGUCACGCUCCGGUGUGGAUCGACUCGGUGAUCCCCGGAAGUCCUGCAGACAAAGCAGGUCUGAAACCAGGAGACCGCAUUCUGUUCCUGAACGGACUGGACAUGAGGACCUCCUCCCAUGAGAAGGUGGUGUCCAUGCUGCAGGGGAGCGGCGCCAUGCCCACCCUGGUGGUGGAGGACGGCCCGCCGACCUUCUCCCUGUCGGAGCAGGACCUGGCGGGCAGCAGCAGUGGCGUUCCCGCAGAACGCGCCCGCUCCCCUGUGCUCAGCUCCCUGCAGUGGGUGGCGGAGAUCCUGCCUCCCAGCAUCCGGGUUCAGGGCCGCACCUUCGGUCAGCAGCUGGAGCAUCUGCUGACCAUCCAGGAGAGGUACACCAUCUGCAAGGCUCUGGAGAACUUCUUCCAGCACAGGAACGUUGACACCCUGAUCGUGGACGUGUUCCCGGUGCUGGACACUCCGGCCAAACAGGUGAUCUGGCAGUUUGUGUACCAGCUGCUGACGUACGAGGAGCAGGAGCACUGCCAGAGCAAGAUUUCCCGUUUCCUCGGGUACAAAGCUCCAGUUCCUCCACCGCCGCCACCUCCUCCGCCUCCCCCGGAGCCCGAGGUCGCCCCCGAGCCCCACCGGCGGAGCAGCUCCAUGAGGGUGACGGGAACCACGUACAGGAGCAGCGUGAGGGGACGUAGCUCCGAUGACCUGGUCAUUGGCACACACUUGGGCAUGGGCCUCCGUGCAGAGCCAGUUCUGGAGACAGGGAUGAGAUUGGCUCCAGGAGAGAGACAGUCGGGGGAUGGCACCUCCCUCCCCGAGACUCCCAACAACCUCACCAAUCUGUCGGCGGUGUACGCUGAACUGGAGAACAUGUAUUCAGCCAAGAGGUCCAAGUCUCUGAAGAGCCGCCCUCCUCCUGCCCCAGAGAGUUUGUUGGAUCUGGAACCUCCUUCACGCACAGCGUCGCCAACAAUACAUGCCAACACAGGGAGCCGUAAAGGCCCGUCGUCUCAUACAUCCUGGCCCGAGCCGCUGCCCAGUCCCCCUCCGUCCCAGUUCUACCCAUCAGGGUUGACCAGCCAGACCAGUGGGGAGUCCAACCCCUACAUCAGCCUGGACAGCCCCCCUCCGUCGCCUCCAGAACCCCCGGACUACCCGUCCAGUCCUCCCGCCCACCGCAGCAACAAGCGGCGCUACACAUUCUCCAAACCGCCACGCUCGGAGGACACGGACCGCUUCCUGGACGCUCUGAGCGAGCAGCUGGGUCAGCGGGUGGCCAUCGUCGACGACUUCUUGACCCCUGAAAACGACUACGAGGAGGAUGUUGUGCAGAUGGGCUUCCCAGAUGACGAGGACGAGGACAACGAAGACGACUUGGGGGUGGACGAAGAGGAGAACGGAGGAUUUGUGGCUCCAGAGCUCAGCAGCCCGAGUGACGUUCAAAGCAGCAGCGGAGAAGAGAACGCCUCCUCCCUCACCUACUCCUCCUCCUCUGACCACAUUCCUCCGCCUCCCAUGACUCCACCUCCGCCUCCACCUGUCCAGUUCAAUGACCCGCCUCCCCCUCCUCCUCCUCCGCCACCUGCACAGACCCAACCUCAGCAGCAGCAGCAGCAGCAGCAGCAGCAGCAGCAACAACUCAGCUACACUCCUGAACACUCCCCAAGAGCAUAUGUGCCCAUCCGCAGGAAAUCCGGCCCUCCUCCACCGCCUCCUCCCCGAAAUAACCCGCCACCUAAACGCCACUCCUUGCAUAAAGUUCUCCCCACACGAGAUGACCUCCAGGUCCAUGCUACCAUACAGGAGCUGAAAGCAUACCAAGAGCAGCAAGCCUACCAGGAGAGACAAGCCUACGAGGAGCAGCAGGCAUACAAGGAGAGGCAGGCGUAUGAAGAGCAAAAGGCCUAUGAAGAGCAACAGCUGUUCCAGGAGCAGCAGGCCUAUCAGGAGAAACUCUUUAAAGAGAGGCAGGCUUAUGAAGAGCAGAAAGCUUACGAGGAGCAAAAGGCUUUUGAAGAGCAGCAAAUGUACCAGGAGCAGCAGGCCUACCAAGAACGACAAGCGUACGAACAGCGCCAGGCCUACCAGGAGCAAAAAGCCUACGAGCAGCGUCAAGCCUACAAGGAACAGAAGGCUUUCGAAGAGCUUCAAGCCUACCAGGAGCAAAAGGCGUACGAGGAGCGAAAGGCUUAUGAGGAGCAAAAAGCCUACGAGGAGCGUCAAGCCUACGAGGAGCAGCAAGCGUAUCAGGAGCAGCAGAUGCAGCAGAUCUACCAGAGCCACCACUCGAUGCCUAACCAGCCCACGCAGCAGAAGGCCCACUCCCCUCUGCCCCUCCAGCAGCUCCACCAGUCCCUCCCCCCGCUGCCGUCUCCAGACUCCGCCCACCACCACGCCAACCACCCUCUGUAUCUGAUGCGCCAAGCACAGCAGCAGCAACAGCAGCAGCAACAAGCCCACCAGAGCCACCACCACCGACGGCUGUCUCGCUCAGCUCCUCCCCCACACCAGCCGUCACCACAACCCACCGUCCACGCCAGCCCACAGGCUCAAUACGCCGAGGGAAUCUACCAGAGCCAUCAGGGCAUCAGGGCCCAGCCCCACCACUCCUCAGCAGAGAUGCUCCACCAGAUGCACCAAGCCCCGGCCCAUCAUUCUUCCACUGAGAUGCUCCACCAGCUGCAGCAAGUCCAGGCCCACCACGCGUCUGCCGAGAUGCUCCAGCAGAUGCAGCACGCCCACUACUCGUCCUCAGAAAUGCUCCACCAAAUGCACAAAUCCAAGGCCCAUCAUUCUUCCACAGAGCUCCUGCACCAAGCUCACCAAAUGCAGCAAAUGCAGCCUCACCACUCCUCCACCGAACUCCUCCACCAGGCUCACCAGAUGCACCGCGGACAGCCCCACCACUCCUCCACCGAGCUGCUCCAUCAAAUACACAAGCCCCAGGCCCACCACUCCUCCACGGAGCUUCUCCACCAAGCCCACCAGGUGCACCAACCCAAGCCCCACCACUCCUCCACGGAGCUGCUGCAUCAAGCCCAGCAGGAGCCGGCCUCCCUCCCGGUGCAGCUUAGCCGGGACAGCCACUCCCACCAGAGCCGGAGGAGCCUCAAAGGUCACCAUCAGGCCGAAGUGUCCCUGCAGGGGAGGCAUCAGGAGCAGCAGAUCCACCAAACCCACCACCCCCAGCCCACCAAGCCCUCUCCCCAGAGACCCCACUCCAUCCAGCAGACCCACCACCACUCCAGCACUCCUCAGAUCCACCACAUCCACCACAUCACCCCGCAGCCCCCUCCUCAGGACUACCAGCACCAGAUCCACGUCAUCCACCCGCCCCAGCAGCCCCACAGGCCCCAGCCGCUCCUCUCCACCUUUCAGCCCCUCCAGCCUCACCAGCCCACCCUCUCCACCUUCCAGCCCCUGCCCCAGCACCACCAGUCGCAGCACCAGGUCCAGUCCACCCAGACCGCCCGUCCGCAGUCGCAGCCGUCGCAUCACCUGCUGCAGUCGCCGCACCAGCCGCAAUCCCAGUCCCACCACAAGCAGUCCCACAGCCCGAGCCAGCCCCAGUCCCUGCCCCACUCUCUGUCCGACCCCACCGAGCACCUGGAGCCCCCUCCACCUCCGCCGCUGCCCCCGCCCUGCUCCCCUCCACCGCUGCCCAGACCCAGCCUGUCCCGGAUGGACUCCAACCACAUGAGUGUGAAGAGGCUGCGCUGGGAGCAGGUGGAGAACUCAGAGGGGACGAUAUGGGGACAGCUGGGAGCGAACUCAGACUAUGACAAGCUGCAUGACAUGGUGAAGUAUCUGGACCUGGAGCUGCACUUUGGGACCCAGAAGGGCUCCAUGCCUGCUCCAGAGUUAACCCACCACCUCGAAACCUUCAAGAAGAAGGAUGUUAUUGAAAUACUGUCCCAUAAGAAGGCUUACAACGCCUCCAUCCUGAUCGCCCAUCUGAAGCUGUCUCCGGGGGAGCUGAGGCAGCUGCUGAUGAACAUGACCACGGACCGGCUGGAGCCAGCUCACAUCAAACAGCUGCUGCUGUACGCCCCCGAUGCAGAGGAGGUCAAGAAAUAUGAAGAGUACCGGCAGGACCCCAGCAAGCUCAGCGAGCCAGACCAGUUUGUGCUGCAGAUGUUGUCGGUACCGGAGUACCAGACCCGUCUGCAGAGCCUCCUCUUCAAAUGCUCGCUGCAGGAGAAGACGGAGGAGCUGAGGGGGGCGUUCGACUGCAUUUACAAGGCCUCCAUGGAGCUGAAGACCAGCAAGAAGCUGGCCAAGAUCCUGGAGUUUGUGCUGGCGAUGGGGAACUACCUGAACAACAGCCAGCCCAAGACCAACAAGACUACAGGCUUCAAGAUCAACUUCCUCACAGAACUGAGCACAACUAAAACAGUGGAUGGGAAAUCCACCUUUCUGCACAUUCUGGUCAAGUCGUUGUGUCAGCACUUUCCCGAUGUGUUGGACUUCUCUAAAGAUCUCACGAUGGUUCCUCUUGCUUCAAAAGUAAAUCAGAGGAACAUCACAUCCGAUCUGAACGACCUUCACGCGACCAUCCAGGACAUUCGCUCGGCCUGUCAGAAGAUGCCUGCGACUGCCGAGGACCGCUUUGCUGUCGUCAUGAGUAACUUCCUGGAAAACAGUCACCCAGCAAUGCAGUCUUUGGAGUCUCUGCAACAGAGAGCCAUGGAAGAAUUCAGCAAAACGGCCUCUUACUUUGGAGAAGACGGCAAAAGCACCAACACCGAGGCCUUCUUUGGGAUCUUUUCAGAGUUCAUCGGCAAGUUUGAGAGAGCUCUCAGUGAUCAGCAAGUUGCAGAAAACCCGAAGAGUCCCAGGAGUCCACGAAUGUCCUCCCCGCUGGCCUGGUAA